AUGAGUGGAUCCGCGGUGCUCGAAGCUCCCUCCACACCCGCGUCUCUGUCUCCUACGCGCGCCGCGCUGGCCAGCGCAUCCGAGAAGGCGGCGGCCAAGCCCGGCCAAGUGAUCGUCGGCCCGCUGCGCAUCCAAGUCUUACAAGCGAUCGACUUACCGACACCGAGACCUGUCGAAAAUGCCACACUGACUUCGGCUUCAUCAUGGCUACAUUUACCUGGUCGACGGACGUCUCAGCACCAGAAUGCACCAGGCAAAGCCCAGCACGAAGCAGUGCCCGAUAUGAUCUGUGUGCUGCUACAAGCAGCGAAAAACAAUGGAAUCUAUGCAACAGAAGCGCGACCUUGGGCCAGCGCCAUCUGCUGGGACGAAGAAUUUUACAUGGAGCAGGUGAGUUCCAGUGACGAGUUGGUGCUGUUUUGUGUGGAUCGAGCCAGGGAUGAGACCCACGCGAGUCUACCACUUGAAGGGGAUGUCAGUUCUUGCCCAGGGUUCAUCGGAAAAGUGAGUUUACCGCUUACGCGUCUACCGGAAGGGCAGGAGGUGGAGCAGUGGUAUCCCCUUGUGUCGAAGGAGUCGUCAUCUAGUCUGCGCACUGCGCUGCGGGUGUCACUUUGCUUCGUGCCUAAUGGAAUUCUGACGACUCGGUCACAGAGCCCCGAGCGACGAAGGGUAACGCCUACGUCAGUGCUGAUAUCGUCCCCAGCAACCGAGAUUUCAUUAGCUUCACCCGUGACCAAACCGUUGCCAAGUCCCGACUCGGUGAAUUCUGCUGCUAUAACGGUGAAAUCGGGUGUUAUCGACUAUGUGAUCGUGGUGGGGACAGCAGCAGGAAAUGACGUUCCGACAAGCCUAGAUGAGGCCCAAGUACGCUUCCGAUAUCCACUUACAGAUCGACUCGACUUCCCUCUGCCGACAAAAAUCGAAUGGUUUUGCUUCCCUGGUGGACCUGAAAUUGUUACUCAAGCGGAACGCCCGAAGACGAAGCUGUUUUCUUUCGUGCUUGUGGGUGGUGAUGACGGACUGUGCAGGUCUUAUGUCGUGUGUCUUGUGGUGUAUCAUCGCCGAGCAAAGAGCAAGGCUGCUGAGGUGAACGAAUGGCAUUCCACCUGCGUGGCAUUUUUAACGCGUAUCCCCGUGAUCGAAGACGUGACAACGUGCCUUUUGUCGGUGGCACACGCGUGGAUGGAAGCAAAUGAAAGAGAAGACAACGCUGCCGAAGCCACUGACAAAGAUCGCCGAGCAGCUGUCCGACAGCAACUGGUUAGCCUUUGUCACGGCAUCACGCUCCCUGUUCGCGGUGUAUUUGGCGUUCAAUUUGACAUCAACAACCUGAAAGUGCGGCUUAUGGUUCCUUCUAUGACAUCCAUCUACAUGAUGAAAGAAGCGGUGCGACCGGAGCUUCGUCGUUCGGCAUCGGCCCAGGGUCCUCAGAUAUCACCGGUGAAAGUUCGAAGCUUCAUCGCAAUCCAACAGGGAUUUCAGCCGCUUGUGUACUCUCUCGAGCCGAUAUUCCAGCUCUUUGACAUCAAGACUAUCAUUCAUCUCGUGACGUUGGUGCUUUGUGAAUACCGAAUUCUUUUACACUCAACGCAGCAGUCCUUGUUGUGUCCCGUCGCGGAAGGACUUUGUGCUCUCAUUUACCCGUUCCGGUGGCAGCAUCCAUACGUGCCAAUUCUACCUCGAGUGCUAUCGGAGUAUCUUCAAGCUCCUCUACCGUACAUCUUGGGGAUUCACACAAGCUGGCUGCAAAGCAUGCUGGAAACUGGCCGUCCUGAACACCUCGUGGUUGUCGACAUCGAUCGCGGGACUAUUCAAUUGCAAGAAUCUGGCGGACCUGUGCUGCCUCACAAGUUGGCAAAAGGUCUACACAAGCAGCUAAAGAUUAUCUUACAUCCUUCUUUGUAUGGCGAAGCUGAGACGAAUUGUCGGACCAGCAUCGAAGAGGAGCAUAAUACUGCUGUCGAUUUGGAGGAGUUAAAUCAAACAAUUGGUGAAGAACAACGUGAUGUCGUGGAGUGGGGACCUGAAACCGAAAAGCAAGUCCGAAUGGAGUUUGUAUGUUUCCUCGCUGCGCUGGUGAGGGGCUACCGUGAAUGUCUUUUCUUCGUGAACCAGAAGCUCCCAGUGUUUAACAAGCGCCGCUUCUUUGAGAGUGAUUCGACAGACAACGAGGUGGUGCCACUAGUGACUCGACUGUUUUGUACGCAGUCCUUUCAAGCGUUUCUCGAGAGCCACAGCUCGGCUGAACUCAGUGUUUUCCAUUCGGUGUACCUGACCCUUUGUCGUGGGCCGAAGGAGAUGCAGUGGUCCCAGUCUGUCAGGGCGCUCACAACGUCGAAAAUCCAGCAUUCUUUUCUGGAUACAGGUCCGGCAAGAACAGAUAUCCCCGUCCUCGAAACGACGAAAAUCCUGGGCGAGAAAAUCGAGGCGUUGCUAAAUACAGAGAGGAAUAUGAAUUGGGACCCAUUUGCACUGGAGUCAAGCGAUGUUGAUACGCUGGCAGCUACGCCAUCCCAGCCACCGGUCAAGAUGAAUCACGAACUUCUGGCGCGGAAACUUGGCGUGGAGCCUAAAUUGCUGAAGGCAAAUGCUCAUCUAUUGCAAAACCCACAUCAAGUGAAUCAGUACCGACUCCAUCUUGAUAGCACUAUCGCUGCGGCAUUGGCGGGGUCGGCUGGGCCUGGCGGUCGAUUCCUGUCGUCAGAAGACGAACGGAUCGAGCAAAUGUUGCACAAGUGCUUGACUGCGGUUUUCACAUCCGACGACACAUUGAGUGAAGAAGAAGUUCGGGCUUGCGAGACCCACUUCAAAAGCGCCCAUGCCCGUGAUCUAUUUGUCUUGAUCUUGAUGCAGCCGAGCAACCAGUACGUCGAGAGCGUGAACGGUUCUCCUAAAUCGAGCGGUACAAAGAGCUCUUCAGCUUGGUACAACCCGAAAGGAUCGGGAAGCUGUAUCGGCUCAGCUGGAUUCCAGUUACUGGCGAGGUUAACGUCGGCGUUAAUGAACCAAUGCGCGGUUCACGAGGACUACUCCACAGCACGAGGCAUCUUACAAGUAGCUACCCAGUAUUACCAGUACGUCGAAGACAAGCACAGCGGCAUCGGAUUUGCCAAGAAGGAGUAUUUGGUGACGCCAUUACGUUUGCUGCCGAUCUGUCGCUCAUUAGACUUAUGGCAGCACGCCUUCACGUGUGAGAUUGAUGCUGUCAACCAGGCAGAUCCCACCGAAUCCGACGAAGAGGCUGUGGAGACUGUGGGGGACGAACUGUUCUUUUCAGUUAUUGGGAGUCUCAUGUACGACAUGCUCAACUUCGAAGUGCCGCUCCAGAAGGUGCUGACGUUCGUGACAGUCAUGUGUUCCACCUACCAAAAGGGUCCGGACUUGUUGGACACGCUCAAGCAGCUCGCGGAGAACGUGUAUCGGGCGCUCGAUAUGUCCAAAGACAUCAAGCCUUCGCCCCCCAAGGACGCCGUCCAGCACCGAAUUAACCAUAAGCCGACAAACAACCACGUGGCUGCCCCCUCCUCCCGGACCGAGUUACCGCCGAAGCCUUCAACUAGAACAACCGGCGACACACCGUCGACACCAGGGAUGGUCUUCGCUGAAAGUCCUGUGUUAUCGCGGGAGUACGACCUCAAUACGGUGAUUCGCCGUAAGAUGUCCGUUCGAGAGAUGCCUCAGUCCAGACAAGGCAAAACCAAGCUCGGAAGCCUGAACGAUGACCCCACGGGUAACAGCAACCAGCACGCAGCCGACUGGAUGAGCAGAACGCCGCCAACGCGCAGACGAAGGUCCAGCGCCGUGUUCCCGAGCGCCGUGCUGACCAGUUCGGGCUCUCCUGUACUGAGUUUGGCGACCGAUGGUGGUCGUGCAGCCUGUGGGAUGGCCGACGCCCGUGUGAACGUCGUGGAUAUCGAUCCGUCCGAGUACGAAAAGGGCUUGAGGCUGGACGGCCACUCUGACGCUGUGGUGGCUGUGCAGAUGCGGGGUAACGCUCUGAUCUCUGGGUCGCGGGACCAUACGCUGCGUGCUUGGGAUCUACGUGCCACGCCCAAAAAGCGGCACAUGUUCGCGUUCUUCUCACUACCGUACGCUACCAGCAACACGUUGAAUUCGACCGAGGACAGCGAGGUUGAUGGAGCGUCGGUAUCGAAGCGCAGCCUGGUGAUGCGUGGCCACUUGGAUGCGAUCACGUGCAUGGAGCUUGGGCAUCAACUCGGCGCCGGUCGCUCUCUUUUGGCCGUGGCUCUUCUUAGUGGUCAUAAGGGCACUGGCAAGCCUGCGAACAAUGGUGGAGUUAGCUGUCUGCGUUUGCUGGCUAGUGACGACGACUUGGCGUUGGGGUAUCGCCGACGCACGCUGCAGAUCUGGGACCUCGCCGUUUGUAAGCUGAAAGUCAACGUGCAGGCGCAUAACGCUGGAGUACGGGACCUACAAGUGUCGGGCACUCGACUGGUGACGGCUGGGAAUGAUCGGAUCGUGAAGGUUUGGGAUACGGGAUUCCGUGGUGUCGGUGGUGCAUUGAUGCCCGUUCAAGAGUUGUGUGAACAUGGUGGCCCCGUGCAGUGCGUGAGCCUCGGAGGACCUGCAGACCCGAACAUCUGCACGGCUGCCGCUGACGGCCUCGUCCGCGUGUGGGACCUUCGGUUCGUGCAGCGAGGUCCUCGACUAACGCUUCGAGGCCACACCGGCCCAGUAACGCGGCUGCAGCGUGACUUCACGAAGCUUGUGUCUGCUGGAGAGGACGGGUGGCUCCGAGUCUGGGAUAUGCACUCUGGGGUGUGUCUACGCGAAAAGCAGGCGCACGCUUCCGGUGUCACGUGCCUUGAAAUGCACGACUCGCUCGUGUACUCUGGCUCAUGGGACGGCUCGGUGCGCGUCUGGGAUAUCGAGAACGUCAGUAGUUCAGGCCAAGCUGCUGUCUAA
Messenger RNA from Phytophthora sojae, 4929 nucleotides. RefSeq lists its product as hypothetical. The transcript has 8 exons. NCBI's taxonomy places the organism in Eukaryota, Oomycota, Peronosporomycetes, Peronosporales, Peronosporaceae. The record is from RefSeq and is a predicted model, not a curated record. Gene Ontology annotation, molecular function: protein binding. The coding region runs from base 1 to 4929 and encodes 1642 amino acids. Gene Ontology annotation, cellular component: cytoplasmic vesicle. Gene Ontology annotation, biological process: regulation of Rab protein signal transduction.